Molecule: messenger RNA, 858 nt
Organism: Recurvomyces mirabilis
Lineage: Eukaryota; Fungi; Ascomycota; Dothideomycetes; Mycosphaerellales; Teratosphaeriaceae
Product: NADPH-dependent 1-acyl dihydroxyacetone phosphate reductase
Exons: 1
Coding region: 1-858 (285 amino acids)
Biological process (GO): phosphatidic acid biosynthetic process; triglyceride catabolic process
Cellular component (GO): lipid droplet; endoplasmic reticulum
Molecular function (GO): triacylglycerol lipase activity; acylglycerone-phosphate reductase (NADP+) activity
Source: RefSeq, a predicted model, not a curated record
AUGGCUGACAAUCAACGAGUUGUUCUGAUCAGCGGCUGCUCUGAUGGCGGAACUGGAGCUGCCCUAGCGAAGGAGUUUCAUGCUCAUGGCUUCCUUGUAUACGCCACAGCACGAAACGUCUCGAAAAUGGCCAGCCUCUCCUCUCUCGGCAUCAAGACACUAGAACUGAACAUAGGCUCCGAGGACUCCAUCGCAAGAUGUGUUAAAGACGUCCCGCACCUCGACAUCCUCAUCAACAACGCGGGAGGCUCCUACACGAUGCCUGUCAGCGAUCUCUCCAUUGCGGAAGCAAAGAAACUCUUUGACACGAAUCUCUGGGGCCAUGUAGCUGUGACACAAGCCUUCCUGCCUCUUUUGAUGAAGUCACGGAACGCGAUGAUAGUCAACCACACUUCUGUUGGAGCUGGCAUGGCGAUACCAUUUCAAGCAGCCUACAAUGCUUCCAAAGCCGCCAUGGCAAUGUUCUCCGAUACCAUGCGGCUCGAACUAGUAUCCUUCGGCAUCAAAGUCGUCCAAAUGAGAACGGGAGGCGUGAAGACGAAUAUCAUCAGCAAUACUCAGGCCAAGGAGUCCAUGAUCCCGGCGGAUUCGAUCUGGUCCCCUGCGAGAGAUCUAGUGAAUAAAGCGUUAACGCUAGAAUGGGCCGAGAGCCAGGGCAUCUCGCCUGAGCAGUGGGCGAGGGAAGUAGUGGCGGAUCUUACAAGGCCAGCUCCUGCGCCCAUGGUGAGGAGAGGGUCUUCCGCUUGGGUGGCGGCAAUUGCGUCCAUGCUGCCUACAGGUUGGCUGGAUAGUAUGAGUAAGAAGUUAUGUGGACUGGACAAAAUUGAGGUUGUGAUAAGGACGAAUAGAUCGUCAUGA